GCACGCCACACCUUUUCUGAGCUAUAAAUCUGACCAUUUCCUUGCUUUUUCUUCACACCCACUUCCCCAUUUCCUUCAUCACCAUAAUGGGGGAAGCUGCUGCCUCCUUAGAUCCUGAGAAGCAGAGGCUUCUCAUCCAACACCAUGAGGAGAAGCACUUCAUGUCCAGCGAAGUCGUCCGCGACAUUAUCAUCGGCGUCUCCGAUGGCCUCACCGUGCCCUUUGCCCUCGCAGCGGGGCUGUCCGGUGCCAAUGUUACCUCCAGCAUCAUCCUCAUUGCCGGCAUUGCUGAAGUUGCUGCCGGAGCCAUCUCCAUGGGACUCGGCGGAUACCUUGCAGCUAAAAGUGAGGCUGAUCAUUACAUGAGAGAACUGAAGAGGGAACAAGAUGAGGUGAUUGAGGUUCCUGACACAGAGGCAGCUGAAGUAGCAGAUAUCUUGGCACAGUAUGGGGUUGAAGCCCAUGAAUAUGAGCCAGUGGUUGCAGCUCUUAGAAGGAACCCUGAAGCAUGGGUUGAUUUCAUGAUGAAAUUUGAACUGGGUUUGGAAAAGCCAGACCCAAAGAGGGCUGUAAUUAGCGCAAUGACAAUAGCGGCGUCGUACAUAAUAGGAGGGUUGGUGCCGUUGUCGCCAUACAUGGUGUUCGAGGCAGCUGAAGAUGGUGUGGUUGCCUCUGUGAUAGUAACCAUAAUAGCACUGCUAGUGUUCGGGUUUGCAAAGGGGCAUUUCACUGGCAAUCGUCCCAUAAUGAGUGCCUUACAAACAGCGUUUAUUGGAGCCAUUGCAUCCGCCGCUGCUUUCCUUAUUGCAAAGGCGUUUCGUGUCUAGUUGUUAAGCCUAUUAUUCCUAAUAAAACUUGGCUGUGGCUGUGUAAAUGCUCUCUAUUGUUCAUAAAACAAGCCAAUCAAUUGAUUUCAAAAUUUAAAAUA
Messenger RNA from Cucurbita maxima (winter squash), 928 nucleotides. RefSeq names its product vacuolar iron transporter 1-like. Bases 87 to 827 code for a protein of 246 amino acids. Gene Ontology annotation, cellular component: vacuolar membrane. Gene Ontology annotation, biological process: intracellular manganese ion homeostasis. The transcript is spliced from 4 exons. The record is from RefSeq and is a predicted model, not a curated record. Gene Ontology annotation, molecular function: manganese ion transmembrane transporter activity; iron ion transmembrane transporter activity. Lineage: Eukaryota; Viridiplantae; Streptophyta; Magnoliopsida; Cucurbitales; Cucurbitaceae.